GUUUAGAGGGAGACAAUGGACAGAGACUGUGACGAGGGUGAAGGUGGUGGGGGUGAUGGGUUGCCAGAGAUACCGAUGGAAGCGUGGGAGAUGAUAGAGAGAGUGAAAGAGAUUAUGAGAGAAUACACUGACGAUGAAAUCUAUGCCAUGCUUUUAGAAUGUGAAAUGGACCUAAACGAGACAGUUCAGAGGCUUUUGUCUCCAGAGACAUUUGAAAGGGUGAAGGAGGAACGUGAAAGGAGAAAAGAGAAAAAGAUUGCAGAAGAAAAAAGGCUUCAUGACAUUGGUAGCAGUUCAGAUUUUGGGGAUAGAGGUGGUAGUCAUCGUCAUUCUGAAAACACUUCCUACAAGGGAGAGAGUGGUUAUUCUGCUGCUGAUGAAUAUAAAAGACAAUCAAUAGGUGCAGGUGAUGCCAUCUCAUCUGCUCAAUCAUCUCAAGUAUUACAGCCUGCUCGCCCAGGGGCCAGGGAACGUGCUUCAAUGGCUGAUAUUGUGAGGAGGGGCAGACCAGGGACCAGGAGACAUGUUUCAAAGGCUGAUGUUGUAGGGAUGGGCGGACCUGGUGCCAAUACUUCCAGCCUGCCAAUUACGUCAACUGGAACUUCUCCCCCUCUUGUUGGGGCAGUACCAGAACAAUGUGGUGUGCCCAAUACUUCCAGCCCGCGAAGUACAUUAGAUGAAGCUUGUUUCCCACCUCUUGGAAGAACACCAAAACGAUCCUCUUACCGUGUCACUCCUCCCUUUGUUCCGUCACCAGUGGAGGCAGAACCACACCAAGCUUUGCAUUCUCCAAAUCCUUGUGAUACAGCUGAAAUGUCCCAGGACUGCCAGCCAGAUGAGGUCGAAGCAUCUGUAUCCAGUGAACAAUUGGCAGAGUAUAGCGCUUCAGUUAUAUUGAUACAUAAUGUUAUGGCUGCAUACUUGUUAAAGCUUUGA
Messenger RNA from Vitis riparia (riverbank grape), 936 nucleotides. RefSeq lists its product as uncharacterized. Bases 16 to 936 code for a protein of 306 amino acids. Lineage: Eukaryota; Viridiplantae; Streptophyta; Magnoliopsida; Vitales; Vitaceae. Gene Ontology annotation, molecular function: protein binding. The record is from RefSeq and is a predicted model, not a curated record. The transcript is spliced from 6 exons.